Molecule: messenger RNA, 1715 nt
Organism: Olea europaea var. sylvestris
Lineage: Eukaryota; Viridiplantae; Streptophyta; Magnoliopsida; Lamiales; Oleaceae
Exons: 2
Coding region: 668-1429 (253 amino acids)
Source: RefSeq, a predicted model, not a curated record
UUGAAAAAGCACGUUAGGUCUGAAACGAUCGAUUUAAACGUGAACUGUGAUUCUUGUUCCUGCCGUUGCUAACAAAUUCUUCCGCUGCGAUCAUCUCUCUGCAGACACCAUAUAUAUACACAAACACACAAGUUCAUAGACCCAGUACACAAACGUACUGAUAUGUGAAGAAAAAUGGAGACUAGGAAGCGAAAACCCUUAUCAGACCUGGCAAAUUUCUUCAAUUUAACCCCCGCCUCCACUCUACGCAAGAUUGUCGCAUCAAAACCACCAAAUUCAAAUCUAAAAUCAAAUCCAAGUUCCAGAACUGAAAAAGUUAUGUUUCGAUUCCGACACCAAGUCCCGUACCAGUAUCGGUUCAUCCAAUGUUAGCGCCGCCCGGAAUUCGCAUACAGUUCAAUUGUCGACUGACCCUUGUCGUCCGCUCUCGUCAAAUGCCUCACCUGGAGGUGGGAAAACUAAGAAUGGAGCAUCAAGUCGAAGACAGACAACAUAUGGACCUCAGAAAGAAAGAGAGGUUGUUUCUGCAACCUUUAGCUCCACUCCUCUUUUGAAGAAGAAGAAUAAAGGAAAGGCAAUUACUGUACCAUCCUAUUACCCACCUCCUGGGAAAACAGAGGAAUAUGGUAAAACAAUUCGCAGUUCUUGUAGUUCACUGGAGAAAGAAAUGGAUAAGGUGAAAGGAAAUCUCUGUCCUUUUAGUGGAUAUGUAGAAAAAACGGAAGUUGGGAAGGAAAUUCCCAAUCAUUCGAGCUUCUCAUUUGAAAAAGGAGAGACAAAGACAAUUCUCGGUGCUUCUGGCUGCUCAAUUGAGAAAACAAAAGAGCUGAGGAUGGGAAUCCUUAAUGCUUCUAACUGCUCAUAUGACAGAAGAAAGGAAAGAGGGGUUGUGAACUUUAGUCAUAGCUCCUCACUCGACAAAACGAAUGAGAUCAGGAAGACAAUCCUCAAUCCUUCUAGCUUGUUAGUUGAUAAAACAAAGGAUAAAGGGAAGGCUGUUCUUAAUGCUUCUGGUUGCUCAAUAGAGAAAACGAAAGGGUUGAUCCUUAAUCCUUUUAGCAGCACAUAUGAGAAAAGAAAGGAAAGAGGGGUUGUGAUUCAUAGUCCUAGCUCCUCGCUCGAGAAAACAAAAGAGAUAGGGAAGACAAUCCUCAAUCCUUCUUGCUCAUUGGUCGAGAAAACAAAUGAUAAAAGGAAGAAUGUUCUCAAUCCUUUUAACUGCUCAAUUGAGAAAACAGAGGAAGAAGGGAAGUCCAUUCUUAAUCCUUUUGGCUCCUUGCUUGAGGCGACAAAGAAGAAGGGGAAGGUGAUACUCGUUCCUGGCUCAGUUGAAAAAAUAAGUGAUAAAAGGGCAUCUGCUACUGUGCCGGUUAAUUUCACUUCUUGGAGAAGAAAAAGUGGAAAGAAGACUAGAUAUUGGGGCUUCUAGUUACCCUCCUUUACUGAAGAUAAAGUAGCAUAUACUCUCCCUCGCACUCUCACUCUCACUCUACUCACAUGUACACAAACACAAACACAAACACAUACACAUACACAUUGCACACAGAGCAAUAUAUGUAAUAUGUUCUGUUUAUGCCAAAUUGGACUUUGUGACCUUUUGAAAUGAUAUCCUGAUUGUCAUGACUCUUUGACAGCUUGUACUAUGUGCAUGAUAUGCCUACUUUAAAAUUCCUAAUGCAUUGGAUUCACUGGUUUCUUAUUAUAGACAAAUGUAA